Messenger RNA from Blepharisma stoltei, 829 nucleotides. The record is from the annotation of a GenBank genome assembly. NCBI's taxonomy places the organism in Eukaryota, Ciliophora, Heterotrichea, Heterotrichida, Blepharismidae.
AUGCUUAAAGAAUCUCUAAAAACAGUAAGAAAACUUCAAAGUAAUUCUGAAGUUUAUACCCAAAUAGCAAACUCUUUUCAAGCAGCAUUUGCCAGAACUCCUUUGCCUUUAUAUCUCCGCAUAGCUUUUCACGAUGCUGGGACCUUUGAUAAAUUCACAAAUACUGGUGGACCUAAUGGAAGCAUAUUAAAUGCAACUGAGCUAGCACGUGAUGAAAAUAAAGGAAUUAGUACCGUAAAAGAUGUGUACCUUAAUAUUAUUCUGUAUUGCAUCAAAUACGCUUUAUUACUUUUAGCAUUAAAUCGCAGAUAAAAUAGCAUAAUUUAUUCUAAAACUAUAUAAAACCUCCUUUCCUUCAGUAUCAUUGGCUGAUAUCAUUCAAAUAGGAGGAUAUGUAUCUGUAAGUGCUUCAGGUGGACCAGUAAUGCCAUUUAGAUUUGGAAGAGCCGAUUGCACUGCUUCUACAGCUGACACUGAUGGAAGAAUUCCGGAUCCAUCUAGCAAAAAUGUCAGAGCAAUUUUCAGAUCUAUGGGAUUUAAUGAUAUAGAAACUGUUGCAUUAAGUGGCGCGCAUACUCUAGGAGGCCUUAGAUUUGUAGGCCCACAAUUAAUUCCAUUUACAAAUCAGCCACUUGUGUUCAGCAAUAAAUAUUAUCAGCUUUUACUCCAAGCACAGCAGCAAGGCUUGGCUCGGCUGAUUUCUGAUUCAUUUCUUGUAAUGGAUCCUGCGUUGCUAGCAAUUGUGCAGUCUUUCGCAAACAAUAAUGAUUUGUUUUUCAGCGAAUAUUCUAAAGCUCAUGUGAAGCUAUCAGAGUUGGGGUACCAUUAA